Colletotrichum acutatum is the source of this 1285-nucleotide messenger RNA. RefSeq names its product pectin lyase fold/virulence factor. The record is from RefSeq and is a predicted model, not a curated record. Gene Ontology annotation, biological process: carbohydrate metabolic process. Lineage: Eukaryota; Fungi; Ascomycota; Sordariomycetes; Glomerellales; Glomerellaceae. Gene Ontology annotation, molecular function: polygalacturonase activity. Bases 170 to 1192 code for a protein of 340 amino acids. The transcript is spliced from 4 exons.
CUGGCACCGUUGGACCUACCACCAAGGCCGCUACCAAGGCCGCCAAGAAGACAUGUAACAUCACCAGCUACGGCGCCAAGACCGGUGCCACCGGAGACAUCGGCGCGGCCCUCAAGUCCGCUUGGGACGCCUGCAAGACCGGAGGUGAGAUCCUCAUUCCCACUGGUGAAUGGGGUCUCGGCACUUGGCAGACUCUCUCCGGCGGGACUGGUGUUUCCAUCAACCUCGAGGCGGCAACUCCAAGGGUGCCAUGCAGGGCUAUGGCUAUGAAUUCCACAAGCAGGGCAGCGGUGUCUACGGACCUCGUCUCCUGAGAUUCGUCUCUGUCACCAACUUCAGCGUUCAUGACAUUGCUCUCGUCGACUCCCCGGCCUUCCACUUCGUCAUGGACACCGUCACCAACGGCGAGGUCUACAACAUGAUUGUCCGUGGUGGCAACCAGGGCGGUCUUGAUGGCUUCAACUUGAUGGCUGCCAAGAACGUGCACGUUCACGACGUCGCCGUCACCAACAAGGACGAGUGCGUCACUGUCAAGAACAAAUCUAGCAACAUUCUCGUCGAGAACGUCUUCUGCAACUGGUCCGGUGGCUGCGGCAUCGGCUCAUUGGGCGUUGACACUGCCAUCUCCGACAUCCACUACCGCAAUGUCUACACCUCCAACUCCAACCAGAUGCUCAUGAUCAAGAACAAUGGUGGUGAUGGUGCCUUCCAGAACGCCAAGUUCGAGAACUUCAUCGGUCACGGCAACGCCUACUCCCUCAAGAUCGACUCUGCUUGGACCGGCCAGAGCAAGGUCGCCGGCAACGGUGUCGAGUACAAGAACCUGACCUUCUCCAACUGGAAGGGUACCGCCGCCAACGGUGCCGCUCGCGGUCCCGUGGUCGCCCUCUGCGCUGCCGCCGUCCCUUGCGAGAACAUUGACGUGUCCGGCAUCAACAUCUGGACCGAGUCUGGCUCUUCCAUCGUCGACAAGUGCAACAACGCCUUCGGCACCGGCCACUGCAUGCGCACCGGCUCUGGAACCUACACCAGCACCGCUACCACCAAGACCGUCACCAGCUACUCCGCUGCCACCAUGCCCGGCCUCGUCACCGCCGGACUCGGCAUCACCAAGUCCAUCGACAUUCCCGCCAUCCCCACCACCUUCUACCCUGGUGCCAAGCCCGCCAGUGCUCUUGCUGGCGCCGCUUAGGCGCGAGAAGGCCAUGAACAUGAAGCAACCAGGACCCGGCUCGACAAGAAACGAGCCGAUCUCAUUUUCCUGUACAUACUUAACUGGAAAAGC